CUUGGUUUCCAAGAUUUGAAACCCCAUGAGGUCAAUGAGUGAUCGGCUAUAAAGUCACGAAAUAUCAAAUUCCCCACUUCAAUGAUCUCCGUCAUAUUAUCCGUAAUCGAGUGUGUCUCCCGCUUGAUCAAGAAAGGACCUGAGAAACAGCGCGAUCGACAAGUCUAGAUAUUAAUCAUUACUUCCAGUAAUCAACAUGUCCGAAUCACCCGAUAACCAUCCCAGAACCUCCGUCUCUGGCGGUUCAGGCUCUCAGCCCACGCCAGCCAACAAUGUCAGUGGCGGGUCUAGUUCAGGUGGCGAUGGAAACUCCCACGAGCUUCUGAAUGAGGGACCAGGCCAUAUAGGCGCUCAUAAUCCGCGAUCUACCAUUGGAGGAUUCCUUGGUCUCGAAGAUCAGAAGUCUCGCGCAGAGAACAACUUUCUCGCUCGGGCGGAUCUGGCAUCGGGUAAAGAACAAAUUGGACGAACCUGUGAUACCGAGGACCAUAGUUUUAUGGGCAAGAAGCCAGGGGAGUCAGAUACUCUUCCAGGAUGGCAGACCAUCAAGAGCAUCAUCCCGGGUGCGAGUGGACCGUCCCAUUAGAUCGAACAACGACGGCUUCUACUGCGACGAUAGCACACUCCCUAGUCUGGUCGUGUCAUGAGUUCGCUGUAUGAGCCUGGGUCUAUAAUUGCUAUUGAUGAAUAUCUUACGAAUA
Molecule: messenger RNA, 701 nt
Organism: Penicillium brasilianum
Lineage: Eukaryota; Fungi; Ascomycota; Eurotiomycetes; Eurotiales; Aspergillaceae
Source: the annotation of a GenBank genome assembly